ACUACCGCCUCAACUUCCGGCUCAACAGGGAGUGCUUCAGCGACGUGCAGCACCUCUGCAUUCACUCGUGCGACGCGGCACUUGAGAGUGGCGGCACAGAGACAGGCGUCACGUGCGGAGGGGCGACGCUCAAGUGCCUCACUGAGAACGAGAGGAAGCUCAGCUCCAAGACGUGCCGGCAGGAGCUGUUCUACUUCAAGAAGAGAAUGGUGGCUGAUAUCUCGCUGGACAUCCCCUUGCAGAUGGCGUGCAAAACCGAUGUGGAGAAGAAGUGUGGAGGCGAGAGGGACCACUCCAAGGCGCUGGCGUGCUUGCGAGGGAAGAGGGACGAGCUGACUGAGGAGUGCAAGGAGGAGGAGCUCAGGCUUAGCGAGAUGGAGGCAUCGGACAUCCGCCUUACCCCCACCCUGAUGAACGCGUGCGGCUUGGAGCUCAACCACUUCUGCCGCGGCGUGCAGCCCACCGCUGGGCUGGCCUUCCGGUGCCUGCAGAUGAGCAUCAACGAGGUCGGCAUGUCAGUGGCAUGCAAGGCCGAGGUCGAUCUGCAGACCUUCCGCCAGUCGUCCUACUACAAGCUCGACGCGGCCCUGGCAGAGCAGUGCCAGGGCGACGUGGACGCGCUCUGCCGGGGGAUAGACGAAGGCAAGGAGGGCCACUCGCUCGUGCUGCAGUGCCUUGUGGACCACCAGGCGAACCUCACCGGGCGAUGCCUGACUGAGACUGCCUAUGCAGUGCGGAUGGCCCUGUGGAUGUACCACCGAGAGGCAGAUCUAGUGAAGCCGUGUAACGCAGUGGUUGACUCGCUCUGUGCAAACCGCACUGGAGCGGGGGGAGCAGGGAGUGCUGGGAAGGCGGAGGAAGGGGUGGGGGAAGCGGGGCUGGUGGGGCAGUGUUUGUUGGAGCAGCCGAGGGAGAAGCUGGGGGAGGAGUGUGGGCGGUUGGUGGGGCUGUUGGGCAGCAGGGCGGGCAUGUGGGCGGGGUGAUUGACACGAGUCAGCUGGAAGAGACGCUGGCGCGGCUGGCCCAGCUGCAGGCACAGUUCAAGCCGGAAGGGGAGUCAGACACAGAGGAGGGAGGGGGAGGGGGAGGAGGGAAGCUGGUGCUGACAGGCGUUACGGCCUUUGUGGCGGUUACCGCACUAACAGCGGUGCUGCUGGGAGCUGGGUACUUUGUGUAUCGCAAGUGCUUCGACCCGACCAGGAACUACACUCUCAUGGUCAAGGCUGGUGACGUUUGAAACGGUGCUACUUAUAAAGGGAUACAGUCUUGGACAUGCAGUGGAGGAAAACACAAGUUCCUGCUGAAUCUAUGAGAGCUCUGCAGGCAAUCAACAGCUGACGUGUAGAGAAGUUGGAAUGUUGUGAAUGCAGACUGGAUUGUAGUCUGUAGAUGUAAGAUUGCUGGAAGAGCAAGUGAAUUCGCAACAGCCACGCGACUGCCUCCUUCGUUGUACCACCUUGUAGCUUCUAACAUACCAGUAUUGAUGCUUCAU
This is a messenger RNA of Closterium sp. NIES-67, 1492 nucleotides long. NCBI's taxonomy places the organism in Eukaryota, Viridiplantae, Streptophyta, Zygnematophyceae, Desmidiales, Closteriaceae. The record is from the annotation of a GenBank genome assembly.